AUGGACGAUGGCGAUGACGACGGCCAUGAUCAAGCAGGCUCGGACAAUGAAAGUGACGAUGACGGAAAGCCGUCUAGGAAGAAGAAGAAGGGCCAGAGAUUCUACUGCACCGACUUUCCGCCAUGCAAUCUCAGCUUUACUCGCAGUGAGCAUCUGGCCCGGCACAUCCGGAAACAUACUGGCGAACGCCCCUUUGAAUGCCACUGCUCCCGCCGCUUCUCUCGACUCGACAAUCUGCGCCAACAUGCCCAGACAGUACAUGUUAACGAGGAGAUACCUGGUGACUCCCUAGCAGCGACUGGCACCAGGUUCCAGAGACAGAUCCGAACAGACCGCGUACGUCCACAGAACGUGAGACCUAGAGCAUCGACUGCUGGUAACGGUGGACACAGCGCGUACAGCAGAGGGCACAGCAGAAAUCUGUCAGCUUCUAGCGUCCUCUCAACUACAUCGAGCCUGGCCAUGUCGGAUAUUGGAGAGAGUCGUCCACGCCCGUCUCCUUUGAUGUUGAACCAGGACCCCGUGGCAAGGGCGAGACUUAGCCUGGAUACCUUCAACCCAGCGAUUCCCAACAAUGGUCCUCAGUUUGGUUACUACCAACAGUCGCCUAGUGGAUACAGCUCUCCGACCUCGUCCAACUUCUCUACUGGCGAAGGCAGCCCUAGAUUCCAAGCCACCAUGCAGUCACCAUCGCUCCCGAUCGCCAGGUCAUCCUUCUACAACGGCACUAGAACACCCUCUCGUCGGUUAUCUGUACCAUCCGGCGUCAGUCCUUACUCACCACAAACUGCAACCUACCAGCCUGUUUACUUUGCCCCGCUUCCUUCCGGUCCGACUCCUCAGUACUCAAACACAAACAUGGUCGCUAGUCCCACUGCCUCAACAUUUUCCAACCACCGCCGUGCUGAGUCUGACGCAGAGCUCGAGUGGAGGAGGAGAACAUGGCAUCCUAGCACUCACGCAAACUAUGCCAGUCGUCCUGCAACUAGUGGUCUGGCUUACAACCAGACUCCUGACGAUGCUGCUCCUGCUCUUGCCUCCCAGCCGGCAGCAAGUCAAGUCACCAGACUUCCCGGUAUCGAAAGCUUCGACCAUGCGCCUCCCCCUCCUGUUGUCCCGUCACGCAAUGCCACCAGUCCUGUGCAGAUUGAACCUGCGCGUCGGUGGGAGCACACUCUCCAUCAUGGUCUAAACAGAUUGGAGAUUGCUCACCCCCCUGUGGAUCCGUCUCGAAUACUGCCAAGCCAGCUACCGAUUGAACCCCGUCUUGAACAGCCUCAACAGCCUGCUCCUGGGUAUGCAUUGCCUCAGUUGCAGCCACCUGCGGAUAUACGUCCGGUCGCCGAUGACCGUGCAAACAAGCGCCAAGCCUGGUACGGUGGUCCGAUGGGGCCUCCCCAAGGGAGUCAGCCGAUCAUGAUCGCGCAUCGUACUUCACCAGAAUCCAGUAGCAGCGAAGGCAUCCCCACGCCUUCAACUUCUCAAGGCAGAGAACUGCAUCCGGCUAUCAUGCACGCAAAUGGCAUGGUUGAGCUGCAGCCUCCGGAUGCUAUGCUGACUGAUGAGCAAAGAGCUCUUCAGGCGCAUUAUCAGGGCAAACCCGAACCCACCAGGGCAGACUCUGGCUUCCACAGCUACUUGCAUAUGCCUGGUCAAGCACAUCCUGUGUAUGUCAUGCAAGCUGGUCACAAUAUGCAGGUUCAAUCUCCUGAAUGGCGUCCCGCGCCUGUCAAUCCUCGAGCCAAUCCCGAUAUGGGCAGACUUGAAGCACUUGUGGCUGUUGCCACAAGCGAGAAUCGAGCUGUGGAACACCGCAGUUGA
This is a messenger RNA of Aureobasidium melanogenum CBS 110374, 1821 nucleotides long. RefSeq lists its product as uncharacterized. Lineage: Eukaryota; Fungi; Ascomycota; Dothideomycetes; Dothideales; Saccotheciaceae. The coding region runs from base 1 to 1821 and encodes 606 amino acids. Gene Ontology annotation, molecular function: RNA polymerase II cis-regulatory region sequence-specific DNA binding; DNA-binding transcription factor activity, RNA polymerase II-specific. The transcript is spliced from 3 exons. Gene Ontology annotation, biological process: regulation of transcription by RNA polymerase II. The record is from RefSeq and is a predicted model, not a curated record.